AUGGCCGAACACAGCAACGGCGACGAAAACUCUGUCCCAACCGACCCCAACGACCCCCGAGUGGUCCGGCAGAAAGCAGAAAUGCUCGUAGACGAAGAUCCUUUGCUUAUAUCACAAUCUUUGACCUAUGUCACGGACGAUGGGAGUACUUUGCAUUCGUUUGAAUCCGCACCGUUUUCCUACGGUACGAUCAUUGUUCGUCCUGGUUCUGCUUUGCAGUUAGUAGCGACUGCCAACAUGGCUUUUCUCACAACGCUUCUUCCAACUGCUGCUUGCACGUUGAUUACUGUAGGGUUUAAGGUACAAUUUAUCAUUGUUGAAUCUAUCCUGGUACUACUCAUGAUUGCGGCCGUUCCCGUUGGAGCGCACGGAACCGUUGUGGGCGUCGCGAUUGGCAAUCUCGUCAUUCUAGCCUGGUUCUGGUAUAAUCUUGUACGAUCUGUCGAUGUCACCGCCGAAGGAACGCUUCGAUUCUGGAUUGGAAACAUUGAGGUCGACGUACCCUUCGAUAAAGUCGUUUCCAUCCGGAGAGUCGCGUCCUCUAUGCCAUGCAGUGUGUUUGUAGCGUCCCAACCCUACCGUGGAUUUUUGAGUACCCCCACGGACGGCGUCGCCAUUGUCACUACCGUUCCGAGUACACCGUUUUGGCUGUGGCCCCGAUCGGCCGGAAAACCGGAACGAACGUGCUGUUUCGGUGCCUUUUCCUGUCCACGGUUGACCGUCGUCUUCUCUCCUUCGACUGGAGGGUCCAACUUUAUCCGAACGGUGGAAACGGAGAUGCAGAACUUCUCGGCGGGUCGCUUUCCAGCGUCCCGGAAUUCUUCCAACGCCGUGCCCCACGCCAUGCAACCCGAUUAUUUGGAUGUGUAGCAAAAGGAAGCGUCGCCGCGUUCAUAAACAUCUGUGACUUUUAUAUAGUUUGUGCUCGUUCGGAUCGAGCCAUUCGCGGAAGCCACUUCUUUUGUUUUCUGGAUAUGAAAAAUUAAUGUUGACACUAGCCUUGGUACGCGAACAUUGGGUACCUUAUUUUAUCACCGG
Molecule: messenger RNA, 1038 nt
Organism: Phaeodactylum tricornutum CCAP 1055/1
Lineage: Eukaryota; Bacillariophyta; Bacillariophyceae; Surirellales; Neidiaceae
Exons: 1
Coding region: 1-870 (289 amino acids)
Source: RefSeq, a predicted model, not a curated record